This is a messenger RNA of Arabidopsis arenosa, 1721 nucleotides long. The record is from the annotation of a GenBank genome assembly. NCBI's taxonomy places the organism in Eukaryota, Viridiplantae, Streptophyta, Magnoliopsida, Brassicales, Brassicaceae.
UAACUCAAUCAAUCAUUUAUUUUAAUUGUAUUUCAACGUUCAAUCUCUAAAAAUGAAAUAUACAUUGAUUCUUUUUCUCCUUUUCGUUGUCUUCAUAUGGCAAUCAAGCUCAUCAUCAGCAAACUCGGAGACUUUCACACAAUGCCUUACCUCAAACUCCGACCCCAAACAUCCCAUCUCCCCCGCUAUCUUCUUCGCCGGAAACCGCUCCUACUCCUCCGUAUUACAAGCCAACAUCCGUAACCUCCGCUUCAACACCUCCUCCACUCCCAAACCCUUCCUCAUAAUCGCCGCAACACAUGAAUCCCAUGUGCAAGCCGCGGUUACUUGCGGCAAACGUCACAAUCUUCAGAUGAAAAUCAGAAGCGGAGGCCACGACUACGACGGUUUGUCAUACGUUACGUACUCUCAAAAACCGUUCUUCGUCCUUGACAUGUUUAAUCUCCGGUCCGUUGAUGUUGACGUGGCGAGUAAAACCGCAUGGGUUCAAACCGGUGCCAUUCUUGGAGAAGUUUAUUACUAUAUAUGGGAGAAGAGCAAAACCCUAGCUUAUCCCGCUGGGAUUUGUCCGACGGUUGGUGUCGGCGGCCAUAUUAGCGGUGGAGGUUACGGUAACAUGAUGAGAAAAUACGGUCUCACCGUAGAUAAUACCAUCGAUGCAAGAAUGGUCGACGUCAAUGGAAAAAUUUUGGAUAGAAAAUUGAUGGGAGAAGAUCUCUAUUGGGCAAUAAACGGAGGAGGAGGAGGAAGCUACGGCGUCGUUUUGGCCUACAAAAUAAACCUCGUCGAAGUCCCUGAAAACGUAACCGUUUUCAGAAUCUCCCGGACGUUAGAGCAAAACGCGACGGAGAUUGUUAACCGGUGGCAACGAGUCGCACCGGAGCUUCCCGACGAGCUCUUCAUAAGAACAAUCAUCGACGUAGUAAACAGCACCGUUUCAUCUCAAAAGACCGUCAGGGCAUCAUUCAUAGCUAUGUUUCUUGGAGACACAACAACGCUUCUGUCGAUAUUAAACCGAAGAUUCCCCGAAUUGGGUUUGGUCCGGUCUGACUGUACCGAAACAAGCUGGAUCCAAUCUGUCUUAUUCUGGACGAAUAUCCAAGUUGGUUCGUCGGAGAAACUCCUACUCCAAAGGAAUCAAACCGUGAAUUACCUCAAGAGGAAAUCAGAUUACGUACGUGAACCGAUUUCAAGAACCGGUUUAGAAUCGAUUUGGAAGAAAAUGAUCGAGCUUGAAAUUCCGACAAUGGCUUUCAAUCCAUACGGUGGUGCGAUGGGGAGGAUAUCAUCGACGGUGACUCCGUUCCCAUACAGAGCCGGGAAUCUUUGGAAGAUUCAGUACGCAGCGAAUUGGAGAGAAGAUAGGUUAACCGACCGGUACAUGGAAUUGACGAGGAAGUUGUACCAAUUCAUGACACCAUUUGUUUCCAAGAAUCCGAGACAAUCGUUUUUUAAUUACCGUGAUGUUGAUUUGGGGAUUAAUUCUCAUAAUGGUAAAAUGAGUAGCUAUGUGGAAGGUAAACGUUACGGGAAGAAAUAUUUCGCAGGAAAUUUCGAGAGAUUGGUGAAGAUUAAGACGAGAGUUGAUAGUGGUAACUUCUUUAGGAAUGAGCAGAGUAUUCCUGUGUUACCAUAAGUGUAUAUUUGAUUAUUGAUUAGUGAUAUUUGUUGUUGAAUAAUGAUUAUAUGUAUUUAGUAAUUUAUAAAGUUUGAUAUUAAAU